Sclerotinia borealis F-4128 is the source of this 483-nucleotide messenger RNA. The record is from the annotation of a GenBank genome assembly. NCBI's taxonomy places the organism in Eukaryota, Fungi, Ascomycota, Leotiomycetes, Helotiales, Sclerotiniaceae.
AUGCCUAAGAAUAAGGGAAAGGGAGGAAAGAACAGGCGUCGUGGAAAGAACGAGAACGACAACGAGAAGCGUGAAUUAACCUUCAAGGAAGAAGGCCAAGAAUAUGCCCAAGUCAUCAAGAUGCUCGGAAAUGGUCGUCUCGAAGCCCUCUGCUUUGACGGAACAAGACGUCUUGCGCAUAUUCGAGGAAAGCUCCGCAAGAAGGUCUGGAUCAACCAAGGCGACAUUAUUCUCCUCUCCCUCCGUGAUUACCAAGACGAGAAGGGAGACGUCAUCUUAAAAUACAGUGCCGACGAAGCCAGAAGUUUAAAAGCCUACGGAGAACUACCCGAGAGCGCAAAGAUCAACGAGACCGAUACUUAUGGACAAGGCGAGGAUGGAGAUUGCAACUUCGAGUUUGAUGAUGAUAGAGACAGUGGUAGUGAGUCUGGUGACGCUGCCGAAGGCGGAAAGGGCAAGGAGAUUGAUAUUGAUGAUAUUUAA